This is a messenger RNA of Menidia menidia (Atlantic silverside), 1500 nucleotides long. The record is from the annotation of a GenBank genome assembly. Lineage: Eukaryota; Metazoa; Chordata; Actinopteri; Atheriniformes; Atherinopsidae.
AUGUGGGCGAUCCAGAGGACACGUUAUGCAGACUGCAACGGCUCUGAAGCCAGCGAGGAGACGGAGAUUGUGGUGAACAUCGGCGGAGUGAAACAGGUGUUGUAUGGGGACGUGUUGAAUCGCUUCCCGGACACCAGACUGGCAGAACUGGUGGACUGCUCGCUUAAGUCUUCGGAAGAAAUAUCUUUAUUGUGUGACGAUUAUGACCCAGACGCGGGGGAGUUUUAUUUUGACAGAGACCCCGAGGCAUUUAAGUGCAUCAUUGAGUUGUAUUAUUAUGGUGAGAUACACAUGAAGAGAGGCAUCUGCCCUAUGUGUUUCAUGAAGGAGAUGGACUUCUGGAAGAUCGGCUCAGAUUAUCUAGAUGAAUGCUGUCAAAGCCACCUAAAAGAGGUCGAGGAUGAACUUGCAGAGAUUGCCGAGAAAGUAAGAACUAUCCUGUUUGACAGAGAGGGAGAUCCAUCCGCAGGAGGUUGUCAGCGCUUCCAGAUGUCCCUCUGGAGACUGAUGGAAAAGCCGGAUUCUUCUCUGCCUGCGCACAUCAUCGCUAUUGUUUCGUUCAUCUUCAUCCUCAUCUCUUCGGUGGUGAUGUGUGUUGGGACUAUUCCUGAUCUGCAGGUGGAAGACGCGGAAGGAAACCUAACUGAGAAUCCAACUCUGGAGGUCAUCGAGACGGUGUGCAUCGGCUGGUUCACUGUUGAAUACAUCCUUCGUCUGAUCUCCUCCCCAAAUAAAAUCAAAUUCGUUCUGUCUUUCAUGAACAUAAUCGACUUCAUGGCCAUCAUGCCCUUCUUCGUGGUUCUAAUUCUGACCUCCUUCGGUGCGGGUGUGAUGGAGCUGGCGAAUGUGCAGCAGGCGGUGCAGGCUUUACGCAUAAUGCGCAUUGCGCGCAUUUUCAAGCUGGCUCGCCAUUCCUCCGGACUCCAGACCCUCACAUCUGCCCUAAAAAGCAGUUUCAAAGAGCUCGGACUACUCCUCAUGUAUAUGGGUGUGGGGGUCUUUCUUUUCUCAGCACUGGGCUACACCAUGGAGCAGAAUCACCCAGAAACUCUGUUUACGAGCAUCCCACAGUCGUUCUGGUGGGCUGUGAUCACCAUGACCACCGUGGGAUACGGGGACGUGUAUCCAAAGACCACUUUAGGUCGGUGUAACGCGGCCAUCAGCUUUCUGUGUGGGGUUAUCGCCAUAGCCCUACCCAUACACCCGAUCAUCAACAAUUUCGUUUUGUUCUACAACAAGCAACAGGUGCUGGAGACUGCAGCCAAACACGAAAUUGAACUGAUGGCGCUGCGCACCAGCGAGGGCGAGCUGAGGGCAUCACCCGGGGCCCACAAACACGUUUGCGGAGCUGGGAUCUGGGACAACUCCAUGAGCUCUGGUCACAGCGAGACAUACACACCUUUACUGAAAGAUCGCAGGAGAGGAUCGAAAAUCCAGACUCCGAGUAUGGAGACAAGCUUUGAGAGCACGACCGAUGCAGCAGAGUAUUUUAUCUCAUGA